UAAAUAAUCUGGAACAAGGGUUUUGAGGUUUGACCAGGGUAUUUAUAAGCUAAUCUGCUUUCAGUUUCACUUGAUACUUGAACCCAGCGAGAGAGGCAGAAGGGGAGAGACAAGAGAGAAAUUGAGCAAAAUGAGUACCAUGAAGUUCUGUCGCGAAUGCAACAACAUACUGUAUCCCAAGGAAGAUAAAGAGCAGAGGAUACUUCUCUACGCUUGCCGUAACUGUGAUCACCAGGAAGCUGCUGAAAACAAUUGUGUUUAUAGGAAUGAAGUACAUCACUCUGUUGGGGAGCGCACCCAGGUUUUGCAGGAUGUAGCUGCAGAUCCCACUUUGCCGCGAACAAAAUCAGUCCGUUGUGCUGUGUGCAACCACGGGGAAGCGGUUUUCUUCCAGGCUACGGCCAGGGGAGAAGAAGGUAUGACACUGUUCUUUGUGUGCUGCAACCCAAAUUGUGGCCACCGUUGGAGAGACUGAAACCGUAGAAAUGGCUGUGAAGAAGCAAAUUGUUGGGAUCGCAAGCUGACAAAGGAAUCGAAGAACAUUCUUAUUCCAAGUUAAGUUUUUGCAACUGCAAUUUAAUAGUGUGAUCAUCUUAUGCAUUCAAGCAAAUCAAAACUUUCAUUUUGUUAUGCAGUUGCAAAUUCUAUGCUAACUUAGCUUAUUAUAAAUUUUCCUGGUGCCACUGACGUUGAUUCCUUUGGACAUACUGGUUGUAGUUUGUUGAGAAUGCUAAUGCACAAAUUAUUAUUCUCAAACCCAGAAGAUUUUUAAACUUCUCCCCAAGUUGCUGGAUUACAGAAAACAUGAAUGAUGAGAAAAAUUUGUUUUGGAGA
Messenger RNA from Daucus carota subsp. sativus, 834 nucleotides. RefSeq names its product DNA-directed RNA polymerases II, IV and V subunit 9B. Gene Ontology annotation, molecular function: zinc ion binding; nucleic acid binding; DNA-directed RNA polymerase activity. The record is from RefSeq and is a predicted model, not a curated record. Lineage: Eukaryota; Viridiplantae; Streptophyta; Magnoliopsida; Apiales; Apiaceae. Gene Ontology annotation, cellular component: RNA polymerase II, core complex. The coding region runs from base 131 to 475 and encodes 114 amino acids. Gene Ontology annotation, biological process: DNA-templated transcription; transcription-coupled nucleotide-excision repair; transcription initiation at RNA polymerase II promoter. The transcript is spliced from 4 exons.